Lotus japonicus is the source of this 2166-nucleotide messenger RNA. RefSeq lists its product as uncharacterized. Gene Ontology annotation, molecular function: S-adenosylmethionine-dependent methyltransferase activity. Lineage: Eukaryota; Viridiplantae; Streptophyta; Magnoliopsida; Fabales; Fabaceae. The transcript has a single exon. Bases 387 to 1913 code for a protein of 508 amino acids. The record is from RefSeq and is a predicted model, not a curated record.
ACUACCCUUUCUUCCCCUCAUAUCCCUCUCUUUCCCUGCAAGCAAAACACACAACAGCCGCCAUCACUGAGUCACCUUUUCCGAGUCACGAACUCACUCUUCUCUCCACUUCCCCUAAAAAACACACACAGAGAAACAGAAAAAAAACCCAGCAUUCUGAUAUUCACUCACAAAACCAUGCUUUCCCGUUUUGCCCCUCGCUUCCCUCUCUAUUUCCUAAUCUAUGCCACUGCUUCAAAACCCUUAAUCGGAGCUAACCACACUUCAUCUCGAUUCUGCUCCCGUUAAAACAAACAAAACCAGAAAACCCUAUUUUAUUUUUUUUGAAUUUUCACAUUUUCUUUUGUUUCUAAUUUUGAAGCUACAAAAAGUGCACAAUCGUUACCAUGGAACGUACCGCAGGCAAGUUCGGCUCUCUCCGGAAUCUUCUAAUACGGUUUCUCAUCUCCGGCGUCUUCAUCAUCGCCGUCCGUUUCGCUUACGUCAUCUCCAUCGCCGGCGAGUCCUGCAACGUCGCCGAUUUCUGCUUCUUCUCCCUGCCGGAGUCUCUCAGCCACGUCAUCGCCGGCACCGGCCCCCUCGCCGUCGAGUCUGCUUCCGGUGGCAGUGGUUUGUCGCCAGCGGAGCUUUACACCAGCAAGGACUGGCUCGACGCCGUGCAUUUCUACUCGUCGGCGUUUCAGGACCUUGUCGCCGGCGGCUACCUCUCGCCGGAGGCGAAUGCGCUGUGCGUGGAGACGCCGACUGGGCGGGAUGUCUUCGCGCUGAGGGAGAUCGGCGUAAGGAAUGCUAUCGGGAUCUCGAGGAAGGCGGUGAAGCCUUUGGUGAAGUCCGGCACCGGUGAUCGGAUUCCGUUUGGUGACGCGACGUUCGACUUUGUGUUUUCCGGUGAGGGUUCCUUCGCGAGGUCGGCGAAGCCGGUGGAGUAUGCGGCGGAGGUUGCUCGGACGCUGAAAUUGGGAGGGUUUGCGGUGUUCCAUUUCACAAACCCUAAAGAUACGUAUAGUUUCAAUUCAUUUCUUGAUUUGUUCCAUUGUUUCAGAGUAGUGAAGUUACAUGGUUUAGAAGGGUUUGAUUCUUCACUGCCUUAUAUACAUGAAACUGUUUUGAAAAAAGAGUGUGAUGGUAAUGGUAAACAUGAUGGUGAUUUUUCCAAUGGGAAAUGUUAUGUUCCUGAGUAUAAGAGAGAUUUGGUUAGGAAUGCUGAGCCUUUGAUUGCGAAGGAGCCGUUGAAGCCAUGGCUUACUUUGAAGAGUAAUAUUAAGAACAUAACGUACCUUCCUUCGAUAGUUGAUAUAAGCUUUAAGAAUAGGUAUUUGUAUGUUGAUGUUGGAGCAAGAAGUUACGGCUCGAGCAUAGGAUCUUGGUUUAAGAAACAGUAUCCUAAGCAGAACAAGACCUUUCAUGUGUAUGCGAUUGAAGCUGAUAAGACUUUUCAUAAGGAGUAUGGGUUGAAGAAGGGGGUCACUCUGUUGCCUUAUGCUGCAUGGGUGAAGAAUGAGACCUUGACGUUUGAGAUUCAUCGCGAUCCGGGGGAGAAGGUUGAGGUUAAAGGAAGGGGGAUGGGUAGGAUUCAACCUUUGCGGUCUUCAGGGAAGGAGGAGUUUGAUGGGGAAAUGGAGAAGAUAAGGGGAUUUGAUUUUGCCAAAUGGUUGAAGAACACGGUUUCGAAGAAUGACUUUGUUGUGAUGAAAAUGGAUGUGGAGGGUACUGAAUUUGAUCUGAUUCCGAGGUUGUUUGAAACUGGGGCUAUCUGUUUGGUGGACGAGGUUUUCCUGGAAUGCCAUUACAAUAGGUGGCAGCGAUGUUGCCCUGGGCAGAGGAGUUCAAAGUAUGAGAAAACAUAUGACCAAUGCUUGGAGCUCUUCAAUUCUCUUAGACAAAGUGGAGUUCUUGUUCAUCAGUGGUUUUAAUUGCCUGAUAAGUGAAACCUUAUACUUCUGUAAAAUUAUUGUUGGCCUUUUAACCCUCCUCUAAAUGUUUCUUUAAAGGUAUUUUUCUGCCCCUUCCAUUUUUUACCCCACACAUUAGAGAAGGCUAGUGUGUUUCAUAUUUAUUUCUAUGUAACAGUUGCAUCUGAAAAUGAACUCAUUUCUUUGAAGUCUCUGCUUUUAUCUUGUAUAGAUAUGGAUUGGAUAAUUGGACUCUGGAAUCUCUUAUUUUGUC